UCUGCAGUAUUUAUUUUUAAAUAUAUUAAAAGAUUUUGAGAAUCUCGUUUAAUUAAUCCAAAACAAUUCUUAAUCUUCCUCUUUUUAUACGGCUGUUACAUUUUCCUCACCUUCACAGCUCUCCUCGCUCUACAGCCAAAAGAAACUAGAAAACGCAUUUUAAGAGAGAAAGAGAGUAAAAAUGGGUUCCAAAACUGUCAUGGUGUUCUUGAUCAUGGCUAUCUUCGCCGCGUCAACACUCGCUCAAGCUCCAGCUCCUACUCCCACCGCUACUCCUCCUCCACCCGCCUCAACUCCUCCUCCCGUAGCUACUCCUCCACCAGUGGCCACUCCACCACCUGCCGCAACCCCAAUCCCAGCCCCAACCACCACUCCACCACCGGCCGCAACCCCAGCCCCCGCAACUACACCACCGUCGGCAGCUCCGUCUCCAUCUGUUGUUCCCGCCGCCUCUCCACCAGCUCCGGAAGGUCCCGCCUUGAGCCCAAGCGGACUUUCUCCAGGGCCUUCUGAUGAAGCGGCCGCCCCAAGUGCCGCUUUCUCCAACAAAGCUUUCACGGUUGGAACCGCUUUCACCGCUAUUGUGUACGCCGCUAUUAUGGUUUGAGAUCUUUUCACGUUUUCAUUUUUUUUUAGUUUGACCCCAAUUAUUUCAUAUCUUUGGUGUUAUGUGAGAAUUUCUGUAAAGUAUAA
This is a messenger RNA of Brassica napus (rape), 693 nucleotides long. RefSeq names its product classical arabinogalactan protein 4-like. NCBI's taxonomy places the organism in Eukaryota, Viridiplantae, Streptophyta, Magnoliopsida, Brassicales, Brassicaceae. The coding region runs from base 182 to 607 and encodes 141 amino acids. The record is from RefSeq and is a predicted model, not a curated record. The transcript has a single exon.